Molecule: messenger RNA, 2570 nt
Organism: Quercus lobata
Lineage: Eukaryota; Viridiplantae; Streptophyta; Magnoliopsida; Fagales; Fagaceae
Exons: 5
Coding region: 179-2203 (674 amino acids)
Biological process (GO): double-strand break repair
Cellular component (GO): PML body; cytoplasm
Molecular function (GO): 5'-tyrosyl-DNA phosphodiesterase activity; single-stranded DNA binding
Source: RefSeq, a predicted model, not a curated record
GUAAAGUUAAAGUUGGUUAAAGAGUUAAAGAAUAAAGACUGUCGUGUAUGGAAAAAGAAAAAAGAGUCAGUUCCUCAGAGCUCUAAUUUGAAGCUUUGAGACUAAGUAAUGGUCCUCUCAAUCCGGCGUUAGAUUUCCAAGUAUCUUUGCUCUUUGAUUGAGAAACUUGUUUUUGGUUAUGGAUUAUGACUCGGAUGAUGCUGGAUCACUCAAAUCGGAUGGAACUAAUUAUCUACUAUGGUCAUAUAUGAUGCGUAAUUUCGAGAUUGAAGGAGAACUGUGGGACUAUGUAAGUGGGUUAGCGACUCGUCCUGACCCCAAAAAUAAAAAUUACUUAAACUUGAUUAAGCAUUGGGAAUCUAUGAAUGCAACAGCACGGUCAAUUAUCGACUUGUAUGUUGAUCGUUCCCUUAAGAAACUUUUGGCUAAUAUAAACUCUGCCAAGGAUGCAUGGGACUACUUGUUAUGGUUGUAUGCCCAACAUGAUGAGUCGAAUUUGGCUAAAAAGUAUCGGUUGGAGAGGGAAAUUGAGGCUGUGAAACAAAGUAGUUUUCCCCUUACUGGAUUAUAUUGUUUUUUGCAAUGUUAUUGGCAGCAAUUAGAUGAGAUGGAGCCAAAGGAAUUGAGUGAUUUAGAGAGUUACAAGAAAUACCAUGAAGAGUCUCGGCUGGUUCAGCUUCUCAUGGCUUUACCAGAUACAUUUGAUGAGGAUAUUAGAAAGUCUAUGCUGGAACGUUCCCCUCUACCAACUGUUUCUGAAGCUGUGCAAGAGUUGCUAUUUGUGGAGCAUAGACUAACAUAUGAUAAAUUUUCAUCUCUAUCAUUACAUGACAGAGAUUUUCCUGCCAAGAAGAUGAACAAUGAUCAGACAAAGAGAAGCAAUAGAGGUCAAAAGGAUUCGCCCCAAUUUGGUGGAUGUCAGCCAUCUAUCCAGGAUCCUAUCCAGCAGUCAGACAAAGACUAUCAGCCAUCUUCCUCUUCGUCUAGGCUUGCAUCAUCCUUGACGCCAGAUAACAAUCAACCUUUUCUCUCCACUGACCAGUUCCGAUCCAUGAUUAACAUUAUGAAUCAAGUGGAAUCUGAUUUUUUUGGUCGAUCUCCACUAGAGAGUGGCAUGUAUCUGCCUCCUGCAAGAAAAGGUUUGUUAGUCCAGGAUCCUAUCCAGCAGUCAGACAAAGACUAUCGGCCAUAUUUCUCUUUGUCGAGGCUUGCAUCAUCUUUGACACCAGAUAACAAUCAACCUGCUCUCUCUACUGACCAGUGUGAUCUUCAUAAAUCCAUAUUUAAGUCUCAACUGGAAUCUGAGCUUUCUGGUCAAUCUCCACUAGAAUGUGGCAUAUAUGUGCCUCCGUUCAGAAGAGAGAGAAAUUGUUUGAGCAUGGUUUCAAGUUCAGUGAAAAUUCUGAGUUACAAUGUGUGGUUCGGAGAUGUGGAGAUACAAAAGAGGAUGGAGGCUCUUGGUGAACUUAUUCAAUUGCAUUCUCCUGAUGUCAUUUGUUUCCAGGAGAUUACACUUGAUAUAUAUGACAUUUUUAAGGCAUCAAGCUGGUGGAACACAUAUAAUUGCUCAGUUUCAGAUCAAAUGGCCAGUACAACAAUAGAUUUCUGCAUGCAGUUGAGCAAACUUCCAGUAAAAUCCUUCAGCCGCAAACCGUUACCGUUCAGCAGUUCUAGAAUGCUGAAUGAACUGUGCAUGGCAGAGAUUGAAGUGAGGGGGAAAUUGUUGACUGUAGCCACAAGCCAUUUUUUGAACCCCUGCCCUGGCCCUCCUACAUGGGAUCAAAUGCACAGUGAGGAACGUAUAGCUCAGGCAAAGGAGGCUGUUAACCUUCUUAAGAAAUUUCCAAAUGUGGUCUUUUGUGGUGACAUGAAUUGGGAUGAAAAAUUGGAUGGAAGGUUUCCUUCACCUGAUGGAUGGAUUGAUGCCUGGGCAGAAUUAAGGCCCGGUGAAAAUGGAUGGACAUAUGAUACUGUGUCCAAUCCAAUGUUGUUUUAUAACCGGCCUUUGCAAAAGCGGCUAGAUAGAUUUAUUUGCAAUCUAUGUGAUUUCAAAUUAAGUGCAAUCAACAUGAUAGGAGUGGAGGCUAUACCAGGAGUGUCAUAUAUGAGGGAGAAGAAGGUAAGAAAAAGGGUCCGAAAGUUGGUGCGUCAAGUAUUGCCUAGUGAUCAUUAUGGCUUGCUCUUAGGAAUUAAUAUCCAGUAAAUUAUUGGCUUGGCAUUGUAACACUUUUAAAAGCUAGGUGUUUGAGUGUUUCCAUUGCCCCUCCAAAAAAGAAAGAGAGAUGCUAGGUGUGUCAUUACUACUGUGUCCACCAUCCUGCAAACUCUUGUAUUAUAUUGAUGUGUACAGCUUCUAUAAUCCUGUGAUGCUCCUGUAAUGUUGUAUGAAGUUUCUGUAUUACUUCAAAAAAAGUUUGGUUUUGUAUUGGAAGGCUUAUGAAGUUUAGAAGUUUAUGCUGGUGUACUGUCAUGUUGGCAUGGGAAAUGAUUGUUACAGUGCAACUGUAGUUGUAUUUCUUUUCCUCUUUGUAUUAUCAAUGGUGUUGAAUGCAUGUGUUUUUUUUCUAUGA